GUUUCAAAUCACAAACCUCUGCUCUGCCGAAACUGCCCGACCGUAAAAAGUGCAUUUAACCAAACCCAAUCAGUGACCAAUUGACGAGCCAUGGCCGAGGAGGAGCUACACACCUACCGCCGCUGCAUUGGACAGCAGCUAGAAGAGCUGGAACUACUGAACUCCAUAUAUUGUGCAUCCGGAGAGCUGGAAAUGCUUGAUGCCGGCGUAGUUGCCGAUUUUAAUGAGUUCCUUGAGCAAGAUAUACCAAAACCCACUGCCAGUCUUCGAUCGCAUUUGGAGUAUGUUGUAAAGUUAAAUCUGUCGGCUAAUCGAAAUGUGGAAGUUCGAGUGGAGCUGCCGCAUCUGUAUCCACUUUUGGAGUAGGCGCGGCUCAGUGUGCACACUCCACUUCUAGGAAAAUCAAAAGAGCAUCGCUUGAAAAUUGACAUGGAGCAGUAUCAAAGCGAAAGAGGAGAGGAGGACAGCGAGCCGUAUAUUUUUCAGAUGCUCAGCUGGCUGCAAGAACACGUCGAAGAUCUUUUAAAACGACCGGAAUCCGAGUUCGCAGAGACGGUUGCAGAACAGCAAGAUAGUACAAAACCUGCAACUUCCCACCUGGAGCGCUUAUGGAUCUAUUCCCACCACAUAAAAUCCACUGCCAAGCGUCAGGAGCUGAUUCGUCAGGCCCGACAAUUAGAACUCACUGGUUUUAGUCGACCUGGCAACCCAGGCAUCAUAUGCGUAGAAGGUGAAUCCGAGAAUGUCCAGGAGUUCUGGCGCACUAUCAAGGCCUUACGCUGGCAGAAAAUUAGUGUGGUACGAACCGAACCGCGGCAGCGUAAACGGGGAUUCGAGGACUUCAGUGAGCAGCUAUUCAACGCCGAGGAAGGCGUGAUGAACAUGGGUCAGUUCAUCCGCUUCCUCGAGGCCCACGGUUUUGGCUAUAUGAAGUCUGAAUUGUUUGGUUUAGCCUGAGCGAGUUGGCCAGCAAAAUUCAAAAUGUAAAUAAAUUUUGUUAUUUCU
Drosophila eugracilis is the source of this 1005-nucleotide messenger RNA. RefSeq names its product RWD domain-containing protein 2B. The record is from RefSeq and is a predicted model, not a curated record. The transcript is spliced from 2 exons. Gene Ontology annotation, molecular function: protein binding. NCBI's taxonomy places the organism in Eukaryota, Metazoa, Arthropoda, Insecta, Diptera, Drosophilidae.